Falco peregrinus (peregrine falcon) is the source of this 4481-nucleotide messenger RNA. RefSeq names its product pleckstrin homology domain containing B2 (gene PLEKHB2). NCBI's taxonomy places the organism in Eukaryota, Metazoa, Chordata, Aves, Falconiformes, Falconidae. The transcript has 8 exons. Gene Ontology annotation, biological process: regulation of cell differentiation. The coding region runs from base 121 to 795 and encodes 224 amino acids. The record is from RefSeq and is a predicted model, not a curated record. Gene Ontology annotation, cellular component: membrane.
GGGGGCAGCCGGGGCCGGGCGGGCGGCGCGGCGGCUGACGUCAGGACGGGGCUGGCGCUGCCCGCUGGCGGAGCGGGGCCGGCAGCGGGAGCAGGCCCGGCAGCGGCAGAUUAAGCAACAAUGACAUUUGUGAAGAGCGGAUGGCUGCUCCGGCAAAGUACUAUUUUACGGCGUUGGAAGAAGAACUGGUUUGACCUGUGGUCUGAUGGCCGCUUAAUAUUCUAUGAUGAUCAAAAUCGCCGUGAUAUAGAAGAUAAAAUCCACAUGCGAAUCCAUUGCAUCAACCUCAGAGUGGGGAAUGAAUGUCGAGAUUUCCAGCCUCCGGAGGGGAAGCAGAGAGACUGUUUACUGCAGAUUGUUUGCCGUGAUGGGAAGACAGUCAACCUCUGUGCGGAGAGUCCAGAUGACUGCCUGGCAUGGAAAAUUGCUCUCCAGGAUGCCAGAACAAACACAGGCUACCUGGGAUCUGAUGUGAUGUUCGAUGAGACAGCCAUUUCCUCAGCCCCUCCUCCCUAUACAGCUUAUGCCACACCAUCACCUGAGGUUUAUGGGUAUGGCUAUGAUCAGUACAACGGUGCGUAUCCCCCUCCUGGUCCUCAAGUCUUCUAUGCCUCCAAUGGACAAGCUUAUGCUGUUCCCUAUCAGUAUCCAUACCAAGGACCUUACGGCCAGCCCCCUGCAAACCAUGUCAUCAUCCGAGAGCGUUACCGUGACAGCGAUGGAGACCUUGCACUGGGCAUGCUUGCUGGAGCAGCAACUGGAAUGGCUCUGGGAUCAUUAUUCUGGGUCUUCUAGAUUACCCAUUCCUUAUCUUUGUAGUUCCAAAAACCUUUAUUGUGUGCAAUAAUAUAUUGGCAAUGUUGUUUACUGUUAAACUUUAAGAAAUGCAAUAGUUAUUUUUCAGUAGUGACAUCUUAAUAACUGAUUCUUAACUGUCUUAUGGAGAGUUUAAAGGCACCAUUUAGUUAAGUGAUUGGAGAUGAUGUGUUGCUCUAGAAUUCUGUUCUGAUGUUUGGAGUUAUAAGAAUUUGUACUGAUAAGGAUGAAUGUGAGCACCAAUGUAACAUGGUAGCAGUUGCUAGCUUUAUGAAUAGACAGUUACUAUAAACACCAUAGAAAAAAUUGAUUUUUUAGGGGGAGUCUAAAAUCUGGUCCAAAUAGGAGGUUGACAGGAGCCCUGCAUUAGUAGUUGUGUACUACUGGCUUCUAAACAUUCCCUGGACAAACAUAUAGCUCAGCAGAAACUCCUUGGCAUUAGCUAGUCUGCCAUGCUUGAGGAUUUUUUUUGUUGUCCAACUUGCCUGCAGAUGGUAGUGUAUUUUCUUAGAUGGAGUCCUAUACCUGCCUCUCACACCACCCAGGUUGUCUUUGAGAAUGUAUAAGCAAACCACAAAAAGCGGCAGCACUCCUCAGUUCUUUUAUUCUCCCAGAAAUGUGAAUGACCAGUGGCAAGGAAGACCAAUGUUUGUUGUUCCACCAACCUCUUUAUCCCGAAUCUUCUCUGGUCAGCUGGAAGUAAUAGAUCUCCAGCUUUGCAAGCGGUCUUUCAUGUCUGUACAGUUGCCUCGGACACUGUACCAAGUGCAUUACUGAGGAAGAGGCCAUUGUCUAGUGCCUCUGCUCAUUACUGCUAUCGCUCGGCAGAGUCUGCAGGAGGAGAACCAGCUUGAACAACCCUUGCCCUGUUGGGCCUACCAGAACCCCUCUGCAGGCAGUAAUGGUCAAGAGGGCAGAGAUAACCAGCACAAGUAGACCUUGUGCACAAGGCACUUUGACACCAGCUGCCUUGCCAUGGCUUGGAGAGAAGGUCUCCAAGGUUUCCUGAACCACGUUCAUUAUUUGCAACUAGUUCUGAGCACAGCUGAGCCUGGGUUUGUUCUGUGCACACUUUCCCCUCAUAUUCAGCAGGUCUCUUCUUCCCUUCAUGGCUUGUUAAGGAAAACACUCCAAGGAACCUGGCUGGCUUUGCUUCUAUGUCUGGUUCCUUUAUACAAUGUGCUCUUGGAGGCUGCUGUGCUAUGAACUGUAACCUGGAGUGCAACUGUCAUGUGUGUUAUGUGGCCUGUUAUUUUAUCCUGUUAUAAUCCAUGCUGAGCUGUGCUUGGCAGGGGAAAGAAAGCUCUGAAGAAAUGCAUGUGUUUUGUUACUCAGGUAAAAGAGGCAGGGUGCCUACGUUGAGUUCUUUAUAGGAAGAGGACUUUUAUACUUCCACUUUCAGCUUCCUGUAUUAAAACAGUAAUAUGUUGCCUGUCUUAUGCUUUCAUUCAGAAGUAGGUUAAUUUCCUUAAGGUUCGUGGGGUUUCAGGUAUGUCAGGAAAGAUGAAAAUAGAUGAGAACUUGCACCCAUAUAAAUUUAGAUCGAGCCGCAACCUUUUUCUUUUCAUCCUAAAGCUGUCUUGGCUCUACCCUAUGUAUUUAAGCCAUAGAGAUCUCAGACAAGAGUGGGUAGCAGCCAGGGGAAGCACUAAGCUUUCAUGACUCUCAGGACCAACCCAAUAAACUGAAAUGAUUGGAAGUAAACAGAUGGAUGUAAACUUGGCUGCAUUACUAGAAGUGGGCCUAAUCCAGGGAACGUAAAUUUCUUUUGAGAAACUUUGGCUUGGAGCGGAACACCAAUGUGCAUGCAUGUCCUUUCACAGAUACAAGCUGCAUAUGUUCUGCCAGCGGUAUGUACUGAAAGGACGUGCUGCAGGUUCAAAAGAGGACUAAAGCAGAAGUGUCCUAUUGCUAGUCUGAACUAAAAGAAAUGGGAGUACAUUACUGCAGUUCUCUUUGAGGCCUGGUACCCUUGAGGCCAGAAGGAGAUGGUGACUGUCUAGAACUUCAGUGAAUUGUCACCCUUUUUCAGCCUUGAGAAAACCUCGAAGCUGACUACAGGUCUACACUGCUGUUCAGUUUGCGCUUUGCAAUCUAGCCAGUGCUGCAGAUUGCCUCCAUCUUCUCUUCUCCCUGCGUGAUAUUUAGGGGUCGGGGAGAGUAAAACAAUUGAACAUAGUUGUGAUUUCUUUUGAAUUUCAGAAUGAUUGUGAAAGAAUAGCACAAAGUGAAUCAGCUAGUAAUUUAUUUUAAAUUCAGUGUUUUAUUGUGUGGUGUGGGUUUUUUUUAAAAUGUUUUGCAGAGGGACAUGUAAGUCUCUUGUGCUUUCAGGACGUAACUGUAUCUAGGUCUCCAGUUUCUUCGAAUAAUGCAUGUUAGAUAAAGACACUGUUCAUUGCAAAACAUUGCUGGGUUGGAUUCAAAGCAAGAAAUGAUCUUUUGAAAAGUUCAAAUUGAAGUAUGUCUCCAUUAAAAAAAUAACCUUACCCCUUUCUCAAGGGGAAAAAAAUAAUUACAAAUUGAAGCUGAAGGUUCUAGUUCCAUCUUUUUUAAAUAUAAAAAUACAAAAAUAAUGAGCUAUCUCUCUAUCCUGCCAGCAUAGGCAUUUUGAAGCUAGAAAGCCAGUAUACAAAACUGUGCUAGAGCAUAAACUCGAGAGAUAGGUGAUACCACAGUGAUAGGAAGAGGCAGUGCGUGUGCCAAGAUCACUUUCCAAACAGAUUGAAAUGGUAGUCCUAAGCAGGUGUUUGUUUCGGAGUGGUGCUGUUCAUGAUGCUGUGAUUCCAGGGGUACCAUAGCACCCAGGCACACCCUUUCCCACCUGGGGGCCAAUACUUGCCCUCCCUAAACUAUGGGCAGCCCACAGCCACUACAGUGCCGCUGUUCUUGCCGGGUAUGCUAUUGGGUAAGGAUGACUAAGUCUGUUGCGUAGCAGUUACAGUCCGUUCAGAAUUAAAUGUCAAUGCUGACAGAGGUCACAAGGCUGUACUUUCAUCUGUGACUAAUUACUUUUGGAUUCUUAGUCAUGGACAGCUGGGCAGGGGCAGGCUUCCAAAGUGGGGUGGAAAUGCUCAGCCUUCUCAGAAGUCCAGCCCCAUUAAAGAGGUGAACCAGGGCCCUCUUCCCAAAUUCUUAGUUACAUUUGAAGACAUAGCUGGUGGCUUCUUUGGCUUGAACGUGGGGGACUAGGGAGCCAGCCUCUUCUAGUGAGUGGGUAAAAGCUUAAGAACUAGAGGGGAGUGGGUGGGAAGUGUUUACAUACAGAGCAACUGCACUGACUUUUGGCAAAGACAUCUUUUGUAGUGAUGAAGCACAUUUCUGAGCUGCGUCUAGAUGGAGCUGCUCUAAACGUUACACAACACUGGCUUCAUUUUGUUUGUUCUUCAGUGGAGAUUCAAUAGGUGAUAGAACCAGCUAAGCAAGCUGAGUAAAGAAGAAAAUUCACACUCGUGUUCCUCAGAUAUGUUUUUGGCUUUUCCUCUUUGUGAUAUGACCAGGAUAGAUACGUGUAAGUCACAGAGGGUAGCAUGCAGCAGAUGUUCCCCCCCACCCUGAUCCUUCAUAUUCUUGUGCACUAUUUUAACUGCUGCUUUUACUCUGUCUUCAUUCUCAUUAUUAAUUUAUAUCAAAAUUUCCUUAGCAAUAAAAUUAAUAUUUAAGUGUAA